Molecule: messenger RNA, 3871 nt
Organism: Oreochromis niloticus (Nile tilapia)
Lineage: Eukaryota; Metazoa; Chordata; Actinopteri; Cichliformes; Cichlidae
Gene: lim2.5
Product: lens intrinsic membrane protein 2.5
Exons: 5
Coding region: 3252-3776 (174 amino acids)
Cellular component (GO): plasma membrane
Molecular function (GO): structural constituent of eye lens
Source: RefSeq, a predicted model, not a curated record
CACAGCCAUGUUUUGAUAAACAUUAAUGUCAGAUCUUGAGCAUCAUCCACACAAGACGCUGCAGCAUAAUGGAAAGAAUUGAUGAACACAAAUGGACAAGGAUUAACAUAAGCAACUAAAUUUAAAGGUAUAAAAAUCAAUUCUCAUUUCUAAUGUUUCCUUGAAAUCGUGGGGCUCAUUUAUAGACCCUUCAACAUCCCUUAUGACAGUCAUUUUCUCUUGUGGUACACGAUUAUGUAGCAGAUUUUACUUCGGAAUAAGAUGAUCUUGUCUUUGGGAGGCACAGAAAUGAGGAAGUGGUGAAGUGUGGUAGAAGGAGAAAAUGUUUUACUUAAGUAAAAGUACCAAUAACACACCUCAAGGUGAGAUAAGUACAAUCUCAAGGAGUAACAUUGUUCCCUACAUUAUGGUGAAUGUUAAGAAGUAACAUUAAAUUUAAAUGCCUAUGUAAAUUGCAUGCACAUUAGGUACACUGUGAGAAAAAAUAACUUUCCAUGGCUAGUGGUGAGGGUGGUGGUUAGUGAUAUCUUCUCUCAGCAAUGCUUUUUUCAUUGUGGUGAGCUGAUAUUAUACAUCUGUGCAGUAGAUGGUGCUCUAGUGCUGUAGCAUGAACAUGAACUCGAAAGAAGAAAGUAGAAGAAAGAAUAUGGUUAAACAUGGUUUGACAAGUCUGUAUUUGUAAUAUUUGACAUCCUCUAUGGGACUAAAAUUUUGUAGUUCACUAUAGGCGAAGUAAGCCAAUCUGCAAUUAGCUCAUAAACUCAUUGUCACUCUUAUUCAUUGUUAAAUUAAAUAUUUUAGUAAAAUGAUUUAAUUAACCCUAUAACAUUAGUGAAAAACGUUACAGCUUUCUCUCAGUUAAAUCUUUAUGUGCAUCAUCCAUAAACAUAAUGGAUGAUGCACACAAACCUGGUCAUUUGAAAAUCUUGUGACUUUCACGUUAAGCUGCUAGUAUUCAACACUAUUAUACACUUUGAGGAAGUGCACUUAAGGCUUUAGCUUUCACAAGUAGAGAACAUGGCAAAGUGGCAAAAAAUUACAACAGUCACACUUGUGUUGAAAUUGCUUCAUUAGUGUUUGGUCAGCGCUGUUUUGCUUUUACUUGAGAAUCCUCUUUUUUUGUUUUUCUGGUCUGGUGUUUCAUUUUAUCUUCUUCUUUCUUCUUCUUUCUCAUGAAUGAUUUCUCAUCGUUUUCAGCCACAUGGUGCAAAGCUUCUACUUUUCACAGAGUGAGGACCAUUAGUCCAUCAUGUGAUUACUCCCUAAAGAUGUUUAUUUAGUGCUUAUUGCCUGUUUCAAUCUUAAAUACUGAACAAAAUGGUUAUAUUUUAGUCAGUGUAAUAUCACUUCAGUCCUAACGAACAAAAGUCUUUCAAUCAUAUUGAUCAUAUGUUUUGCAAAUAUGCAGUUGAUGGUUUGAAAGAUUUAUAUGGUGGUUAGAUGAACGAACCUGUCAACACUGUCUUUAAGCAGACGUGACACCACAGCAGCUGUGGGUCUGACUUAAAACUUGUUUCUCAUCUGUUUGGGUAACAGCAUUCAUGAUCAAAAUGAGGAAGAACUACAAUUGCAUCAUCAGAGUUCUUCUUGUGAAAAUUACUGAGAGUGUGUGGGUUGUUUGGCUUCUUGACCAUCAGUGCAUUCGUAGUAAAAAUGUGUUAAUGCAUUAAUGUGUUUAUGCCAUUGCGUUUAUGAAUAAAAAAAAAUAAAAACACAAUAUGACAAGUGAUCAGUAAAGGUCACAACACAUUAUGUUAUUCCCCUUUUAGGGGAUUUUUGCAUUUAUCAAUCCUGUUAUCUAUUUAUCUCUGUCUAAUGGCUGUUGACAUGUUCAGGAGUAAAUGAGGUUAUAUGACAUGUGGCCAGCAGCGUUAUUUGGAAACCAGCACAUACUUAGAAAUACGAACUGAGAAAAGGGGCAUCGUGAAAUACUAUUAAUUUCUGCCUAGUAAAUAAGAAACAACUCUACAGUUAUAUGUGAGGAUACAGACAGACAGCUUACAGACUAGACUACAAUUAGCCAAGUACAGCCAUGGCAUAACAUUCAUUAAAAUGACUGCAGAAAUGAGGAACUGUGCUGUGCAGUGUGCAAGUAAGAUGCUGAAAUCUUUUUCCUACUAAUGAUAAAUUCAUUCAGGGUAACAAUGAGUGGGUGGUCUCCCCUUACUGUCACAGGGCAAGAACAAAUUUCAGGAAACAUCAGUUUCCUGGAUGCUAUUACAGUAGAAUACGUGUAAGAUUUAAAUCAUAUAUCAUCUGUGACUGGUUACUGUUGCCUAAUAUUUGGCAAAUAUUACAUUGUUUAUACACUGCAAUUUUUCUAGAAAAGAUUAUGAAAUGAUGCUGUCAAAGACAUCAAUAUUAUUGUACGUUUAUUAUUUGAUUUUAAUUAGCGGUGGUGGUGGUAGUGUGGUGGUUCAAACACACUGCUCAGUGUAACACAGUUCAAUUUAGACCAUUUCUAUCCAACAAACACCAACCACAUUACAUCAGCCCCUGACAAUUUAUCAUAAUUGUUGGAAUGGAUUACAAUAGAACAGUGACGGUGUAAACGACGAGGCCAUUGAGAUUACUGAUACACGUCUGCUAGUGUUAGUAGAGUAAAUCCAGUCGUGAAAAGCUGAUAUUUCUUAAACUAUACAAUAAACGUCAACCUUUAACUGUAAGGCAACUGCCUUGUCAACAUCAUCACAUAUUCACUGUGAACAUGCAGAGCACACUCUACAUGAACUGUGUAAGUUUACGUAUCUGUUUUAAGCAUUAAUGUGUCCCCAUGACCACCCCCCAGUUACACUGAAAGAAAGUGUGCACUUCAGCACGUUCCAUUGACCGCAGCAGUACUGCAAGCCUUUGCACAUCCACAGUUCCAGAACACCAAACAGAACAACAGACAAGGACUGUGCUGCAGCGGCCUCGCAUCACAGACCCUCCCCCUUACCCCAAUAGCAUCCCCUGACCCCCCCCCAAAUACUUCCAUGUAGUUCAGCAGGAACGAGUCACAUGGCUUUUUGCACACCAACUCAUGUCCAUUUGUACUGUGCUGAUUGUUUUAAAGGAUUUUGCCUCCAUCAACAGAAAAGUGGGGGGUUAACCUUUUGGAAUUCAGCCUAGGCCAUCCUCUUUGACAUUCGCUCACUCCUGGCUUGCACUCUCUCUCACUCUUUCCCUAAGGAAAGCCUGAUACUUAAGAGGGUUGAUUUAUCCUGAGGAAUUCAGUGCAUAAAGCCUUAACCACAGUCAUAGGAUCACUCAUGAUGUACAGCUUCAUGGGAGGGGGCCUUUUUUGUGCCAUUGUGGGGAACAUCCUGUUGGUGGUCUCCACAGCCACAGACUACUGGAUGCAGUACCGUCUGUCUGGGAGCUUUGCCCAUCAGGGCUUGUGGAGAUACUGCAUGUCUGGAAAGUGCUACAUGCAAACUGACAGCAUUGCAUACUGGAAUGCCACUCGUGCUUUUAUGAUCCUGUCUGCCAUGACAUGCUUUGCUGGCAUCAUCGCAGGAAUCCUCUCCUUUGCCCACUUUUCUGCCUUUGAGCGGUUUAACCGAUCAUUUGCUGCUGGAAUCAUGUUCUUUGUUUCAACUCUCUUUGUUCUGCUUGCAAUGGCCAUUUACACUGGGGUGACUGUGAACUUCCUGGGCAAGCGCUUUGGUGACUGGCGCUUCUCUUGGUCCUACAUACUGGGCUGGGUGGCCCUGCUAAUGACCUUCUUUGCAGGUAUAUUCUACAUGUGUGCCUACAGAAUGCAUGAGUGCAGAAGAGUGGCUGGCCCACGUUAAUGUAAAGAGGAAAAAGUGUGUCAGGGCUGCGGAAGACAUUAGUUUACAUUUAAAGAUUGGCACCUUGGUGGAAAAAAAUAAAAUCUGGAAAACUG